AUGAAUCCUCGAGCACAUCAUAAUCCCUGGCCAUUUACAGCGGACGAGGAGAAGUGCAUGUGGGAUCAUAUCUAUGCGAGGCUACGCGCUGGUGAUGAAGCUGCUCGCCAUCCGCAUGGGCAAUCACUGGCCGUUGUUGGCUUCAGAAUUGAACGCAGAGAGGGUAUUUUGUUAUUGACGAACGCAAGUGGUGUAGUUGUUGCAUAUGAAAAAGAAGACAAACUGUACCAAAUGUCGGAUCUGAUGGAGGAGGAAGUUUGUGAUGACAAACUGUACCAAAUGUCGGAUCUGAUGGAGGAGGAAGUUAGUGAUGUAAUCGAUGACGACGACUGGAAACCCAAUAAAAAUCUGAAGAAAUUAUCAUCCGGCGGGAAGCCCUCGAAAAAGCUGCAAAAGUUGUCGACGAGCAGGAAACCAUCCGAAAAGCUGGAAAAUUUGUCGCCGGUCAGGAAACCCUCAAAAAAAUUGGAGAAAUCAUCGCCGGGCAAGAAACCCUCAGCAAAACUGGAAAAUUUAUCGCCGGUCAGGAAACCUUCAAAGAAACUGGAGAUUUUAUCGCCGCGCAGCAGUAUGUUUGUCAGUGUCCGCAAGUGUGAAAGAAAAAGCGAAGCUGGAAAAUCACGAGGAGCAGUCACUGAUAAAAUUGCAAAUGGAAACGAAAGUGAGCAGCAGGUGGAUUCCAGUGGAGAAACUGUUGGAGUUGAAGUUGCUGAAAAAAGCACAGUCAAAAACGUAGGUCAUCAGCAGGUCGAUUCCAAUGGAAAAGCUGGAGAUCCCGGUGGAGAAACUGUUGGAGCUGAAGUUGCUGAAAAAAGCACAGACGAAAUCGGAAGUGAGCAGCAGCAGCUGAUGGAUUCCGGCGGAGGAACUGUUGGAAUCGAAGUUGAGCAAAGGGAAGACGUUGUUUGCGCAAUUGAGUCUGAAAACGCAGUUCAAACUGUACGACAGCGGUCCGGAAACAACUCAGAUUUUCGAGUAACAACAUCAGAUGCCCCGGUAAAAAGGAAAACCUUGUCAGCUUUUGUUGAUGAUGAGCUCAAAUCGCUGUUGGCUCAAAUUGAUAGAAACCAACGAUGCACCGGCGCCCAGAAAAUGAAAGCAAAAAGAACACUGAAACGCUGCGCUGAAAAAGCGAAACAAAUUGGCGUAAGUCUAAACAACUACUUGGACAGAAUUCGACCCCCAGAUCUCUAA
This is a messenger RNA of Gongylonema pulchrum, 1194 nucleotides long. The record is from the annotation of a GenBank genome assembly. NCBI's taxonomy places the organism in Eukaryota, Metazoa, Nematoda, Chromadorea, Rhabditida, Gongylonematidae.